Blumeria graminis f. sp. triticale is the source of this 744-nucleotide messenger RNA. Lineage: Eukaryota; Fungi; Ascomycota; Leotiomycetes; Helotiales; Erysiphaceae. The record is from the annotation of a GenBank genome assembly.
AUGUUUAUCGCAAGGUCGGAAUAUGCUCGUCUAAUUAAAUACAGUACCUUCUCUCCGGAAGGUCGUUUAUUCCAGGUUGAAUAUUCAUUAGAAGCAAUUAAGCUCGGAUCUACAGCGAUUGGAGUUGCUACAGGGGAAGGUGUGGUCCUCGGUGUGGAGAAACGUAUCACAUCUACCCUCCUCGAGACUUCAUCUAUUGAGAAGAUCGUUGAAAUUGACCGACAUAUUGGAUGCGCCAUGUCAGGACUUCAAGCAGAUGCUCGAUCAAUGGUUGAACAUGCACGAGUUGAAGCACAAAAUCAUUCUUUCCACUACAACGAACCGUUAAGAACUGAAAGUUGCACUCAGGCUAUAUGCGAUCUUGCACUAAGAUUCGGAGAGGGAGCUGAUGGCGAAGAAAGUAUUAUGAGUAGACCAUUUGGUGUAGCAUUACUUAUUGCUGGCUACGACGAAGAUGGGCCUCAGCUAUAUCACGCAGAGCCAAGUGGAACGUUCUAUAGGUAUGACGCCAAGGCAAUCGGUUCCGGCUCAGAAGGCGCACAAGCUGAGCUACAAAACGAAUUUCAUAAGUCCCUCACUCUCGAAGAAGCUGAGAUUCUUGUAUUGAAGACUUUGAAACAAGUAAUGGAAGAGAAGUUAGAUUCUAAAAAUGUCCAAUUGGCAAGCGUUACGAAACAAAAAGGGUUUAGAACCUACAAUGACGAUGAAGUGGCUAAAAUCGUUGAAAGACUACCCACAAAUUAA